AUGAUUAAGUGUUUGAUGGAGUUUGGAGCCAACGCGUUCGCCACCGACAACCUGGGAAGAAAAAAAUGUCAGCUCCUCAUCCGGAGCGGAGCGUCGGUCAACAUCGUGGCUGUGGACUCCAUCACGCCGCUGCACGAGGCCUGUCUGCGGGGACAGGCGCAGUGUGUCCGCCUGCUGCUGGACGCCGGAGCGCAGGUGGAUGCAAGGAACGUAGACGGGAGCACCCCGCUGUGCGAAGCCUGUUCGGCCGGGAGUCUGGAGUGCGUCCAGCUCUUGCUGGAUCACGGCGCCAUGGCCGACCCUGCCCUCACCUCCCGCACGGCCUCGCCCCUCCACGAGGCCUGCAUGGGAGGAAACUCUGACUGCGUGAGGCUGCUGAUUGCCACGGGGGCUUCUCUGGAGGCGUACGACCUUUAUUACGGGACCCCGCUACAUGUGGCUUGUGCCAACAAACACACGGACUGCGUGAAAGAACUGCUCAAUGCAGGCGCUAAGGUGAAUGCCGCCAGGCUACACGACACUCCGCUGCACCACGCUGCCAAGACCAUGCAGGUUGAGAUGGUGGAGACGCUGGUGGAGUUCGGGGCCAACGUCUAUGCCAGGGACCAGCACAACAAGAGACCUGUGGAGUACACCACGCCAGGCUCUCCCUCUGCCACCUGCCUGACCUUUUAUGAGAGCAACCCCAUGAGCCUGCAGCAGCUCAGCAGGUUGGCAUUGAGGACCGAGCUGGGCACCAGAGCGCUGAAGGUCAUAGGUCAACUGAACAUACCAAAGCUCAUCAUCAACUAUCUCUGCUAUUAGUGAGUGAAGGGGGAGUCGGGUCAAUGUUUCCCAGCUCCUCUCUUCUGUUUUUCAUCCACUGCUUCUCAACCACGCCAACGAUUUGGAUUAUAAAGUCAGCAAGAAGAAUUUGUAAUUGGUUAUGAAACAGUUUCCAUUCAAGUGCACCAGGGAAUGAAAAUAGAAAUCCUAACCGUCUCCUCAAGAAGAAGCAUCUUGAGGGAAAAGCUGCACUCUGGUUGCUCCCUCUGGUUUCUCUCAUCGUCACUGGCUCAGGUUGAUAUGCAUAAGCAUGCUGUCAGAAGAUCAUUUUCUACUGUGCUUUUAGUUUAAAGUUCCUGCCAGUGGAGUGUUUAAUUUUAAUUAAGGAUAGUCUGGAUGUUUAGAGCGUUGUCUGUUGUGUGAGUAACAUCUUCAUGCUCGUUAUUACCAUCAUGGAUUAUUACUACAGUUUUGGGAGGACCAGCACGGGGGGAGCGAAGCGAUGUGCUAGUGUGGGUGUACUUUAGACCCCUAAGACAGAGUUCUUUCUCUCUUUUUCUACACUGGUUUUGAGGCAGCGUCUCAUACUGCCACACUUCUAAACAUAAAUUGCUACUUUAAAAGUCUUAAGUGUCAUUUUGAGUUUGCCAUUCGAAUGGAGAAGAGUUUACAUUUGAUUUGGACUAGAGAACAAGUGUCAGAGCUCACUGAGAGUAAGUAGAUGGACAACGUGGUUAUUAGGAAUUAACAUCCACGUCCAGCUAAAGGUUGCUGGAUUGACUCCUCUGGAUUUGCUGAGGAAAUGCCCGCGCGUCGCUGAAACCGCCAUCCCGUAAAUCCCCCAUCCCGUAAAUGCUGAGUAGCGGCCAAAGUAGGAAACGGCGUAUGCGCUGAGGGACCAGAAGGCCGUGUCCUUUCAAAAAUGUACUCUCCAGUGUUGGUGUCACAGCAGACCUCGACGUGACUCUCUCCAGAUGCUGCUUGGCUCCGUCUGGGAUUCCUAGGAUUCACCCCCCCGCCUUAGCGGCGGCCUUUGUGUCUCCCAGCGAUCCUCGCUGCUCUAUAUAUAGCUGCUGUCUGUUGUGCUCAUAGAGACGACCCACAGAGCUCACGGGGGGUGUGAGUAUUUUUAGGAGGAGGUGCAGGAAGUUGUUCCACUAAGUGCUUUAGAUUGCUUAACCGGCUCUCUGCUGAGGGGACAUGGCCUGUUUUGGAAGUAUAAGAACUUACCCAGUUUUGGAAUAUGUCACCUGCGUUUUAACUGUCCAUCCGACGGAUGGCGUCAAAUAGUUCACGCUCGGCCGUCCCCCAAACCUUUUGUCCAGUGUAAGCAUGCAGGAAAUGUCCACUAAACUAAGAUGAGAAAUGGGCCUUCUCCCAAAAUAGAAAUGUUAAACUUCAGCUUUAGAGGCCGAGGGGUUGGUUUGUCGGCGAGGUGCGUUGUCUCGGUUUAACUGUUCUUAAAGUAAAUAAAGUCAGGUUUAAUCUUAUCUAAUCUCCAAUGUUCAAACCAUGCUGAUUUAUAAAAGAAACGGAGGAAUGCCCCCAAAGAUGUGUCAUCAAUAUUUAUCUUAUUGUUGUGAAUAUGUUUAUUUACUGAAUAAAUUGAUCUGUCUUCGUGCUUUUG
Gasterosteus aculeatus aculeatus (three-spined stickleback) is the source of this 2392-nucleotide messenger RNA. Lineage: Eukaryota; Metazoa; Chordata; Actinopteri; Perciformes; Gasterosteidae. The record is from RefSeq and is a predicted model, not a curated record.